GGCCGCAGUAGUAGACUCUUCGGUCUCCUGAUCAGUCGCCGUGCGCUGUGCGGGUUCGAGUCCCGUUCCAGGAGAAAUUUUUCUCUUGGCUAUGGAUGUUGUGAUUGUCCAUAUGUGGUAGAUGGUCUCUGACUGUCGAACGCGGAGGUACCACCCGGCGGAUUUCGUAGGCGGGGCCAGAAUGUGUGCAUGUUGCAUGCACACGUGUUCCCUCGCCAGAGUCCGUGUGGCGUUCCCCCUUUUCCCUGUAUACUCCUUAUAGCCCCACGGUACC
Acanthoscelides obtectus is the source of this 274-nucleotide messenger RNA. The record is from the annotation of a GenBank genome assembly. NCBI's taxonomy places the organism in Eukaryota, Metazoa, Arthropoda, Insecta, Coleoptera, Chrysomelidae.